GCCGGCAACCGACGUACACAGGGGCUUGAGCGUCCUGUGGAGUGCGGGAGGUCUGGCCAUGAACUUGGGAGAUGGUUUAAAGCUUGAAACUGAAUUACUGGAUGGAAAAACCAAGCUAAUUUUGUCUCCAUAUGAACAUAAAUCAAAAAUUUCUGUGAAGAUGGGAAAUAAGAUCAAGGUUGCAAAAUAUCCUUUAAGAACAAAACAAAGUGGACACAAUCUAAAGUCAACACAAGAUACUUGUUGCGGGUCUGAAAAACUUUUGCAAAAGAAGAAAGGUGAUUCAGAAACAUCCCAGGCAAAAAGUGAGAAAAAUAGAAUGACUUUUUCACCCACUAAGGAUUUGUGUAAGCAGUGUGUAGAUAAAGAUUGCCUUCAUAUCCAGAACGAGCUUUCACCUGGAACCCCUAAUGUACAGAAGACCAGAAGCCCCAUGACUACAUCUCUAGUCGGUAAACAGAAGUCUCACAACAAACACAUCACGACUGAAAAUAUGAAGAGUAAUUUGGUGUGUCUUACACAAGACCAGUUACAGCAGAUCUUGAUGACCAUAAACCAAGGAAGUAAAUCUGUUUUUUCAAUGGAGACUGGAAAGGAGGAAGAAACAAGUCAAUAUAAUCUACAUUUAAACACUAUUCCUGAUCAACCAAAGGAUGAGAACAUUAUGGGAUUAUUCCACAAAACUGAGGCUGUUUCAUCUCCCACAGAUGAAAAUAAACCUGUCCUAAGUAAAACUCAGGAGACAUCUACGCAGUAUGAGCAGAAAAUUGUCAUAGAGAAUGAACGGAAACCAGCUGACAUAUUCAGUACCCUGGGAGAAAGGGAACAUUCUAGAAGUUUGUUAGAAGCAAAAAAAGCCCAGUGGAGAAAAGAACUAGAUGAACAGGUUGCUUUAAAGAAGAAAGAAAAAGAAGCUUCUGAAAAAUGGAAUAAUCCUUGGAAAAAAUCUGAGAGUAAUAACAUAAUUUGGGAAAAACUUCAAAUUCUUGACCAAUCUAGGGACGCAGUAUCACUGGAGCACCCUUUCAAUGCUGUGAAACAAGAACAGCAAAGAAAAUGGAUUGAAGAGUUGAAUAAGCAAAUAAGAGAUGACAGACAAAGAAAAAUGGAGGAAAAAAUUACACAGUCCAAGGGUGAGGAACAUGACAGAUGGGCAGUGCAUUUUGAUUCGUUAAAGAGUUAUCCUGGUUCUCGGUCUCAGCUGUCCUCUCGGUCAGCACACAAGCAACCAGAGUACUUCUGUGUCUCUCCUGACACUCAGGAGCUGGCUGAUAUCUGCAGUGUUUAUACGCCGAUGACAGAAAGCCAGAUUGAACCUUCAGAGGAGGAGCAUGUAAUAAAACCUAUUGGGAAUGUGGCCAUGGCAAACAGUCAAAAAACAAACUUUCUCCGUUCUAUGACUGCUCUCUUGGACCCAGCACAGAUUGAGGAACGGGACAGAAGGCGACAAAAACAGUUAGAACAUCAGAAAGCCAUCACUGCUCAGGUAGAAGAGAAACGCAGGCAAAAACAACUGGAGGAAGAGCAGCGAAGAAAGGAGGAACAAGAAGAAGAGCGUCGAUUAGCACGGGAACGAGAAGAGAUGCAAAAACAGUAUGAAGAAGACAUACUUAAGCAAAAACAGAAAGAAGAAAUCAUGACUCUGAAGACACACGAGCUGUUCCAGACGAUGCAGAGAGCACAGGAGCUGGCACAGAGACUGAAGCAAGAGCAGAGAAUCCGAGAACUGACCCAAAAGGGACAUGACACUUCUAGGUUGAUUAAAAACCUUGGUGUUGAUCCAAUACAAGCGGAAUAUAAUGCAUCCACAAAGAAUGUUUCAAAUUCAAGACAUGACUCUGGUGAAGUCAGUGGUAAAGUGAAUACAGGCAUUAAUCUUAUGACUUCCCCCAAGAAGGAUACUGGUGUACAAACAGAUGACUUAAAUACAGGAAUAUUCACCAACACAGAAUCACACUGUGGAUCAGUAAUAGAGAGGGAGAUGAUGAAUUGUUCAUCUCCCAAGACUUCUGCAGAAUUUAACGGACAGUUUAACACUAAGAAAAACAAGCAAGCUGUGAGACAGGAUAAAGGAGACAACUUAGAAAAAGAAAACUGGCAUGAUGACCAGUGCAAUCAGUGUACAGGAACAGAGAAACAAACAAAACACAUGAAGAAAUAUUCUGAAAGACCUCACUGGAAUAUUAAUAAACCACUGAAAAGAUAUAUUCCAGCAUCAGAAAAGUACCCUCAACACCUUCAAAAGCAGAGAGAAGAAAAAAAAGUAAGAAGGCAAAUGGAAUUACUUCAUUUGGUAGAGAGAAAUAAUCCGGGGCACCUCUCUCAAAAUAGAGGCACUUCACCAAAAGUUCUUCAUCCAUCUCAUCAAGAAACAGAGUCAAAAUUCACAUGGCACCUAAUCAAAAAGGAGGAAGAAGAGCCUGUAAAAGAUAAUUCAUUCAACAAAGAAAGGUCUCAAUCACCACCAGUUCCAGCAGUGAAAAACAGAACCCAGCAAACUCAGACUAACACAGUACACUUACCGCUGAAAAACAGUAGCCAUGAAAACGAGAACUUGAUCUCGGGAGGCAGUCAAACGGAGUCAUCACCUGAGAUAGCUGAACUAUCCCGUUUUAUUCCCUAUGUCCGAACAAAUGAGAUCUAUUACCUUGACCCAAACGCACCCUUGUCUAGGCCCUCAACUCAGGAUCAAAAUUCUCAUGUUUCAGCCUGUGACCAAGAACAGCAGUUCUUUGAUUCUGACCAUGUCAGGGAUCCACUUCUUAAUCCUAGCUUGGUGAAAAACAGGGAUCGACAGCAAGCAAUCCUUAAGGGACUUUCAGAACUGAGGCAGGGCCUUCUCCAGAAGCAAAAGGAGCUGGAAACUAAUCUCAUGCCAUUAACUGCACAUCAAGAAGAGAAUUUUAGUUGUUUUUAAUGUAGAUAACCAAAUUUGAGUCUCCCAAAUUAUAAAAUGUGCUUAUUGUUCAAACUGUAUUUUUCAAUAGUCUCAACUUUUCCAAUGCUUAUUAAAAAUUUGUAUAUUAUGUAGUAAAAAUGCUGUAUUUUUUUUCCCACAUACUAAAACAAGACACUUGGAAAAGCAUAGUAAACCAAAAAAAAAAUCCACUAUUUUUCUAGUAUAUCACAGUUUGGGUAUUGAAGUCCUAUAAAAACAA
This is a messenger RNA of Tupaia belangeri chinensis (Chinese tree shrew), 3158 nucleotides long. It is a transcript of the gene CCDC66, whose product is annotated as coiled-coil domain containing 66. Gene Ontology annotation, cellular component: cilium; photoreceptor inner segment; microtubule. Lineage: Eukaryota; Metazoa; Chordata; Mammalia; Scandentia; Tupaiidae. The transcript has 18 exons. Gene Ontology annotation, molecular function: microtubule binding. The record is from RefSeq and is a predicted model, not a curated record. Gene Ontology annotation, biological process: cilium assembly. The coding region runs from base 59 to 2917 and encodes 952 amino acids.